This is a messenger RNA of Gryllus bimaculatus (two-spotted cricket), 6594 nucleotides long. Lineage: Eukaryota; Metazoa; Arthropoda; Insecta; Orthoptera; Gryllidae. The record is from the annotation of a GenBank genome assembly.
GUCAUGUCGGCCAAAGCCAUCCGCGAAGCCACCGGCAAGCGCAUUCUCAACCAACACCUCACAGGGACGGCCGCGGAGCCCUGCCGCUUCGCCGCGGUCUCCGAGUCCACCGACUGGGGAGAGCUGGUCGCCGAAAACCCCUGGCUUCGCAGCGAGAAAUUAGUGGUGAAACCUGAUCAGCUGAUCAAGCGACGUGGGAAGUUGGGUCUCAUUGCUGUGAAUGCAGAUCUGAGUGCUGUACGCUCAUGGGUGGGCGAACGCAUGGGACGUGAUCAGACAGUAGGACGAGCUACUGGCAAACUGCGUAACUUCAUAAUUGAGCCCUUUGUGACACAUAAACAGGAUGAAGAGGCAUAUGUUUGCAUCUACUCUCAUCGAUAUGCAGAUACUAUUCUAUUCCAUCAUGAAGGUGGUGUGGACAUUGGUGAUGUAGAUGCAAAAGCUACAAAAGUUGAUGUAGCUGUGGGUGCAAGUAUUACUGCAGCUGAAAUUGAAGAGAAGCUCCUGAAGAAAUUACCACAAUUAAAGAAAAAAAUGGUUGCUACAUUUAUUGAAAAAUUAUAUCAAGUGUACGUGGAUUUGUACUUCACUUACCUGGAAAUAAAUCCAUUAGUUGUAACCAGCAAAUCAAUAUACAUUCUCGACUUGGCUGCCAAGAUAGAUGCCACUGCUGAUUUCAUUUGUCGACAAAAGUGGGGAGAGAUUGAAUAUCCCCCUCCAUUUGGCAGAGAUGCAUUCCCUGAGGAAGCCUAUAUUGCAGAUCUGGAUGCCAAGAGUGGAGCAUCAUUGAAGUUGACGAUCUUGAACAAAUCUGGUCGCAUUUGGACCAUGGUAGCUGGUGGAGGAGCAUCGGUUAUUUACAGUGAUACUAUUUGUGAUCUUGGAGGAGCACCUGAACUUGCAAAUUAUGGUGAAUAUAGUGGUGCACCCACAGAACAACAAACUUAUGAAUAUGCAAAGACUAUACUCAGCCUAAUGACUCAAGAAAAACAUCCUAAAGGGAAGGUAUUGAUUAUUGGUGGAGGAAUUGCUAAUUUUACAAAUGUUGCUGCCACUUUUAAGGGAAUAGUCACUGCAUUGCAAGAAUUCCAACCUAAACUUGUAGAACACAAUAUAUCCAUUUUUGUGCGCCGUGCUGGUCCAAAUUAUCAGGAAGGCUUAAGGAUAAUGAGAGAAGUGGGUCAGAACCUGGGCAUCCCCCUUCAUGUGUUUGGUCCAGAAACUCAUAUGACCGCCAUUGUGGGUAUGGCUCUUGGGAAAAAGCCAAUUCCUAGUGUGACUGCAAUGGAAUUCUCCACAGCCAACUUUUUGUUACCAGGAGGUCAAAACAAGGAGAGUCCUCUGCAGUCGCGCAAGAGCUCUACAAGUACCCUUGCACCCACUACCACCUCUCGGGAAACAUCUGGGCAAGCGAGUGGACAGUCAGGAGAUGCCCCUCAGAGAAAGGGAGUGCUAUUCAACAAAAGCACUAAGGCUAUUGUGUGGGGGUUACAAACUAGAGCUGUGCAAAGUAUGCUGGAUUUUGAUUUUGUGUGCUGCCGAACUGAACCAUCUGUUGUGGCUAUGGUAUAUCCCUUCACUGGAGAUCACAAACAAAAAUUUUAUUGGGGCCACAAGGAAAUACUCAUACCAGUGUACAAGAAAAUGGAGGAUGCUAUGACCAAACACCAGAAUGCUGAUGUGUUGGUGAACUUUGCCUCGUUGCGUUCAGCCUAUGAGAGCACUGUUGAUACAAUGAAUUAUCCCCAGAUACGGACCAUUGCAAUUAUAGCUGAAGGAAUUCCUGAAAAUCUUACUCGAAAGCUUAUUCUCAUGGCUCAAGAGAAAGGCGUGACCAUUAUUGGACCUGCUACUGUAGGUGGAGUCAAACCAGGUUGCUUCAAGAUAGGAAAUACUGGAGGCAUGAUGGACAACAUUCUUCACUCAAAAUUGUACCGGCCAGGCAGUGUGGCAUAUGUAUCUCGAUCCGGAGGUAUGUCAAACGAACUCAACAAUAUUGUCUCCAAAGCAACAAAUGGAGUAUUGGAAGGAGUGGCAAUUGGAGGAGACCGAUACCCAGGCACUAACUUCAUGGACCACAUUAUGCGGUACCAGGCAGACCCAGAGGUAAAAAUGAUUGUUCUAUUGGGUGAAGUGGGUGGAGUAGAAGAAUAUGAUGUAUGCAAUGCCUUAUCUGAUGGCCGAAUCACAAAGCCGCUAGUGGCGUGGUGCAUUGGCACAUGUGCAGGUAUGUUCACUUCUGAAGUGCAGUUUGGGCAUGCUGGUUCUUGUGCCAAUUCUGACCGGGAGACAGCUGUUGCUAAGAACAAGGCCCUGGCAGAAGCUGGAGCUCAUGUUCCCUCAUCUUUCGACUCCCUGGGAGACCUUGUUGCUGAGGUGUAUGAAUCCUUGGUGCAGGAAGGAGUGAUCCUGCCAGCACCAGAAGUUCCUCCCCCAACUGUCCCUAUGGACUAUUCCUGGGCCAGAGAAUUGGGUCUUAUCCGUAAACCUGCAUCUUUUAUGACCAGUAUUUGUGAUGAACGAGGACAAGAGCUAAAUUAUGCAGGAAUGCCUAUUAGUGAUGUACUGAAACAAAAUCUGGGCAUUGGAGGCGUUAUCUCCCUUCUGUGGUUCCAACGCUGCCUUCCUCCAUAUGUGUGUAAAUUUUUUGAGAUGUGCCUCAUGGUGACAGCUGAUCAUGGUCCCGCAGUUUCUGGUGCUCACAACACAAUUGUCUGUGCUCGUGCUGGCAAAGAUCUGGUUUCAUCUCUAGUAUCAGGAUUGUUGACUAUUGGUGAUCGUUUUGGAGGAGCACUUGAUGGAGCUGCUAGGCAGUUCAGUGAAGCUUAUGACUCGGGACUAAUUCCUAUGGAAUUUGUUAAUGCAAUGAGAAAGAAGGGGCAGCUUAUUAUGGGCAUCGGUCAUCGUGUUAAAUCGAUAAACAACCCAGAUAUGCGUGUUAAGAUAAUUAAAGAAUUCGUCCUGGAACACUUCCCCUCUACACCUUUGUUACGUUAUGCAUUGGAAGUUGAAAAAAUCACAACGUCCAAGAAGCCUAACUUAAUUCUCAAUGUGGAUGGGAUUAUUGCUGUGAGUUUUGUGGAUUUGCUCAGACACAGUGGCAGUUUCACCAGGCAAAAGGAAAAUCAAAAAUAUUGUUGGGCUUUAAGUAAAAUUAGUAUCCACAGAGCACAAUGUGUCCUGUUACAUCUUCAUAUAUUCAUGAACAAAGAGGAAGCCCAGGAGUACAUAGAAAUGGGCUCUAUUAAUAGCCUGUUUGUUUUGGGCCGCAGUAUUGGAUUCAUUGGCCAUUAUAUGGACCAGAAACGACUCAAGCAAGGAUUAUAUCGUCAUCCUUGGGACGACAUAUCAUAUGUUCUACCUGAACAAUAUAAUUGAAUUUCUUCUCAAAUCUAUACAUAUUUCAAGCACUAAUGUCCUGCCAACAGAUAUGAUAUGCACUAUUUUUUAAAGCAGAUAAUUUAAUAAGUGCAUUUUUAUUGUGUUAUUACAAUGUUGUGUUUAUUAUGGUGCUAUUUUGCACAAUAUUAUGAAUGCUGUAAUUUUUAGUACAGUAAUUUUUAUUUGUGAGUCCGAGUAGUGAUAAAUGUACAUGAUCAGUGUUUGUGAGAUAUGUAUACAAAGCUGUGCUUAUGUUUUGUAAUGGGUAGGAUAUGUAUGCAUCAAGAUAUAAAUGUUACUUCCAGUUAGCCUCAACUUUUAAAAAUUUAAUUUUGGUGUAAAGCAUUUGUUUUUAAUUAGAUAAGUUAUAAUGUAUUUUAAUUAUUAUUGACCUGCAUUUAUCUAAAGUCUAACAUGUGAAAGAAUUCUAUGAUAUUUCUCUUGUGUUUUGGUGGUCCCAAUUUUGAAAAUAGAAGACUUAAGAUAAUGAGGAUGAUUUCGUGAGACUGUGAUGUAUACGCUUCUACUUCUGCAAUUUGCACUUGAAAAUUGUCAUGUAUAUGGUGGUGUAGAGCUGUAUUUUUCAUAUUUCAUGGAUAAACAAGCAUCUUGGUUGAAUGUGCCUGUAUAUCAAUGCCCAAAAGACUUGUCAGUAUAAUGUAAACAAAGAAUGUUAAAAAGCACUAUGUGCUUUUUUUAAAGGUAUCAUGAAAGCAGUUCAAGACAUCUAUUGUGUUAUCUUAUGUGAUCUGUGGUGUGUUUUUAUUUUAUUUUUGUUCAGAAUGUUUCCUUCGUUUCAAUCUUGAACUUGAGUGAAAAAAGUGUUUUGUAGAGCCUAAGACAUUCCUGUAAAAAUAGCUUCCAACUUAAUUUAAGCAUACAAAAUAGAUAAGUAAAUAAAAUGGUUAUCUUUAAAAAAAACUGUCAGACUAGUUUUAUAUGAUAUUGGUGAUGCAAGGAGGCAACCUUUCAUUUACAGAGUUGCUUGAAAUACAAAGGACUUCUCAGUUCACCUCUCCCUUAAAACUCUCUUUUUUAAACAUAUACUAAAAAUUAAAUUAUUUCAAAUUAUUAAGACAAAAGUACUAGAAAUAAGAAGUUGAUUGCAUGUUUCAUAAAUACAGUAAGAAAUAAACUUUGAUUUAUAAAGAACAUGUUUUCCUUUUUUGAAUGCACCAUUCUUUCUAAGCGUUCUGUUGAUAAAAUUGUUUGUGAUAGUCAAAAUAGUUUUUCUCUAAAUUGUCAAAAUAGUUUGUAAUAAUUUUCUCUAAAAAGAGAAAUUGAAAUGAGUCUUGGAAAGAAAAUACAUUUGUACCACCGAAUGUGGAAUUUGGAAGGGUUAAAAUAAUUGUGUUAUAGUCUCGUAGUUUUACCUUUAACUUAAAUGUUAUGAGAAUGGUUGGUCUGUAGCAAGCCAUAAAUGCAAUUAUUGCUUUACAUUUUUAUCACAGGAAAGCGUUAAGAGUCGCCCAAUAUUGUAUGUUAUGAAUAUGAGAUGCUACAAUCGUUUAUUGUACGUUCUUUCUUCUUGAGCUCUACCUUCAUAUAGCUCUACUGCACUUGCUCAGGACAAGUCAUAUCAGUUAAAAUACAUGCCAAUUAGCAAUUUGAAUAGAAGUCAAUGUUUAUUGUUUCAUUAGUACCUGGUAGAUAACUAAAUUUGUGAUUUCAAAGACACUACUGAAGAGGUAUUGCAAUCCUAUAAUUUUUCAAAAGAUCAGACAAAUAAUCUUCAAAAAUCUCAAAAUACCAUACAACUUCAAUGCUUCAAUCUAAUAACAACUUUGUUUUUUCUCAUGGUUUAUAUUAGAAGCUAAGUUUUCCCUUCUUGUCUUGAUUUUCACAGAGAACAUCUUUCUAAUUUCUCCUUCUGUGUACACUCUAACUUAGGUUUACUUGUGUUAUUUUCAAUACAAAGAUUAAAUCAUUAUAUGUGACCUAAAAGUCCAAUUCUGUUAAUUAUUAUUUUCUUCUGUAAGGGUUAUCUUGGCAUCAAAUUUUAUUCCUGUUUUCACCAGUUCGUUGAUCUCUUCUGAAUAGUGGUUUAGACAGAAAAGUUCUUAUUUCUAGCAUUUUAUAGAAUAUUAAAUAAAUAGGGACAUUUGUUUACAAUUAUUGGAUUCAUAUUUUCAUAUAACUUGAUACUUCUAAAUUUUGGGAAUUAAUUUGUAUGUUAGACUAAAUGAUGAUAAAACUAUAAUAAGAUCAAGAAAUGUUUUACUCAGUAGACAGCAGCAAUUGGUCCAGCUGAAUAAAUAGUGGCAGUAAUACAAUGAAUCGAAUUUAUUUCAAAGGACAAUUGUACUUGGCUGUUUGUGCCUUUCUCCUUUAAAAAGGAUCAUCCCAACACAAUGAAAUAAGGAUCGAUAAAAUAAUUUUCAAAUCCUGUACUUCAUAAACAAAAUAAAAUGGUCUGUAAUGUUCUGUGAUUUUUUUUAAGUGAUCUUUGUUUGCAUUAAUUUCAAAAUUAAAUAGUUUUUGCUAAUCACUGCAUAGCCUAAAUUGAUACCUGCACACAUACCUACUGAUAUUUUAAAAUUCAUGCAUUUUAUGCACUAGUUUUUUGAAAUAUAUUAUAUCUGGUUAAAAUCAAGAUAUAUAUUAUAUCUGAUCAGGUAUUUUAAUUGUUUCAUUUUAUUGUCAUUAAUUGAUUAUUGUAUUUUAUUAACACUUGUUACGAAGUAAACCUUCAAAGAUGAGUUUGUCAUUCUCUUUAUCACUAGAUGUAUUGUAAAUAUUGCAUUGUUGUUAAUGAGGAAAUCUUGAACACAAAACAAGUGAACAUAAGAAAUUAUUUUACAAUACACAAGAUUUUCUCAUGUUACCUAUAAAAAUGGAAAUAAUUCAGAGAGUAAAAUGGUACAGAUUACUUGCAAGUAGAUUUAAAGUUAUUUUCUGUUCUUGAAUGUUAAUGAGCAGAAAGUGCUUUAUAACAAUGUUGAUACAUGCAGUUUUUGCAAAUAAUUGAAGUGAAGCAAGAGAGAAGUUUUAUAAUUGUUUCAACUAUUGAAAUAGCACAAUUUGUUCACAUAAUGAUGCAAAAUUGAAUCAUCAAUGUAUACUCAUAGCAUUCCAAAGUUGAUAGAAUAUAAAGUAACUGAAUUUGGUAUCAUUAAUGUAAAAAAAAUACCAAUUAGUAAGAAUAAAUGCAAAAUAAAUAAUGAAUUUGUUCAUUGAUUUAUUUUUCUUUAUUAUUUUCAUUGAACAUUGCAA